Messenger RNA from Ilex paraguariensis (yerba mate), 306 nucleotides. The record is from the annotation of a GenBank genome assembly. NCBI's taxonomy places the organism in Eukaryota, Viridiplantae, Streptophyta, Magnoliopsida, Aquifoliales, Aquifoliaceae.
AUGCCAGGUUCUUACUUGCAACUUCAUGCAGUGAGGCUGCAAUGUUCCUCUCUUAUGACUGUUGUUGGUGAUACAAUGGCAUCUAAUUCUUCUUCAAAAGAAGGGGAACAGAACGAAGCAGCUGAAACCUUGGAUGACAAUAAAAUGGUUCUUGUCAAGCUAACUGAGGUUUUCAUGGUUGACAAGAAGCCGGCUCCAACUGACUGGCGAAGAUUAUUUGUUUUCAGCAAGGAAUGGAACAACAUCCGGCUUCACUUUUAUAAGCAGUGUCAGGACCGAGCAGAUAGCGAGAAUGAUUCUGGAUGA